AUGGCACUUAAGUUCGGUAGAUCGCUGAAGGGCGAGAAGGCCACAUUUGGAACCUCAUUCUGGUCACAUUUUACCAUAGGAGGGGCUCUUCUGGUCUUCAUACGCUUCUUCCAAUUCGUCCUGGGCAUCACCGUCAUCGGACUCUACGCUGUCGAUCUCGACAAUGCGCGCAAAGCUGGGAAAUAUAUCGACUCCAAAUGGGUAUGGGCCGUCGUGUGCGGCACUUUGGGCGCGAUCGUGGCCAUCGUUGGAAUCUUCAUCAAGGAAUGGUUCUUCUUCUUCGUGGACUUCCUCGUCUUCGUCUGCUACCUCGUCGCAUUCGGUAUCUUUGGCAAGAUGUACAUCCCCGAAGACGCCGAAGGCAACAAAGGUAUCACUCGGAUGAAGAAUGCUGUCUGGGUGCUGUUGACGAACAUGCUAUUGUGGUUCCUCACAUCAGUCUACCUCGCCUUCCUGUUUUGGAAGCGCCAGAAUGCACGUACUACACACACUGGACGGGGUGGCAUGCACGUCUAA
Didymella exigua CBS 183.55 is the source of this 516-nucleotide messenger RNA. RefSeq lists its product as uncharacterized. Bases 1 to 516 code for a protein of 171 amino acids. The transcript has a single exon. The record is from RefSeq and is a predicted model, not a curated record. NCBI's taxonomy places the organism in Eukaryota, Fungi, Ascomycota, Dothideomycetes, Pleosporales, Didymellaceae.